Messenger RNA from Nerophis ophidion (straightnose pipefish), 2230 nucleotides. Its product is annotated as cell surface glycoprotein 1-like. The record is from RefSeq and is a predicted model, not a curated record. The transcript is spliced from 3 exons. The coding region runs from base 172 to 1422 and encodes 416 amino acids. NCBI's taxonomy places the organism in Eukaryota, Metazoa, Chordata, Actinopteri, Syngnathiformes, Syngnathidae.
ACAGCAGGCCAUAGAUGGUCACACACACUAACACACACACACACACACACACAGAAUGGUGCAGAAAGUGUAGUUGUGCAUUUGGUCACUAACACACACGCCAUAUCUGCUGUAGUAAUAGUUCACUACCUUUUCAUUCAUCUAUUUUAUGUAAAGUUUUGUUCAGGAAAUAUGGGCUGCUCCUCAUCCAGUGCGCAGAAUGUGGAUCAAGAAAAAAGACCAGCCACGAAGCCUGAGGAGAGCAAUGGAGAUACAGUGGCUGUUAGAAAUGGGGUCAUUGCAGAAACCAUCCAGGACCAGACACUGUUGCCUGCGUGUGCCUUAGCAGAUGAUCUUCAACUGGAAACUGAUGAUGGGGAAAAUGCUGUGUUGAUGGCAAUUGAGGCUGAAGAGGAUCUGGGCUCUGGGGAAGACCUGUUGGCUCUUCCUCAGCCACUACCAGAGCCUGUCAUCGUUGAAGAGCGGGAUUUGGUUGCUGGAAAAGAAGAAGAAGAAGAAGAAGAAGAAGCCCCCACUAUCGUGAAAGGGGAACAUGCGAUGGUCGAAUCUCUUUAUGAGGCAUCAGUGGAUAUUCUUGCCGUGGAAGGUGUUGACACGGAGCAGGCUGUCGAAGAUGUUACAGAGAUGAAGGCUGGGGUCGAUGCUGAAACAGAAAAGACAGAUGUUCCUGAACUAGAAUCUGUUGGAGAGUUCAAGUCUAAGGUAGAAGUUGCUGAACCAGUGCAGGCUGUGGAGCAGACUAUCCCAAGUGAGACUUCUCCUGAGGAGCCUCCGGUCAAACCUGUGGUGCCAGUCACACAGGAGUCAGUAUUUGACGUCCCUGCUGAUAAGCCUUCUCCUUUUGACGUGUCGAUCGAUGGUUCUCUGCAACUUCCAACCUCAGAAAUACCAGUUGGAACUCCUGCUCCACAUGAGGCGGCACCCAAUAAAACAAUACCAAGUGAAGCUUCUACCAAUGAAUCCUCAGAUCCCAGUGAAGCUGUGGAAGCUGUAAUAGAUUCAGGGAUCGCAGUAUCAUCCAUUCCAGAGAUGCCUCCUUCAUUUGAAGGGACAGAUGAUACAAAAGCAGAGCAACAGCAUGGGAAUGAAGAGCACAACAAAGCUCUUAUGAUGCCCUCCGAAAAUUCCACACAAGCAGAAACCACCAAUGCUACUUGUGAUCAGAAGCCUGCAGCAGAAGCUGAAAAAAUAGACUUGAAAGUCCUGGUAUCUUCACCAUUGCUUUCAGAAACCAAAACAAAGGACAUUUUAAAAGAUGAACCAACUUCUGAAACAUCUCCAUGUUCAGGGCAGAGCGAUGCUGCCGUAGAGGUUCCUGCACCUGAGCCUACACAAACAGACUCUGAAGCCACUUUGGCACCACUUGCUGAUGGUCAAGUCUGCAAAUCCUUGUCAGAAGGCGAAGGACCUUCACCAGAAUAGCAACAUUCCGAAGGUACAUGCAAACCGGAGGGAAGAAGAUGAAACCACAUAAAUGUAACACUAUCAGUAUUGUCUGAUCAAACAAGAGAGUUUAAUACAAUUUUGGCUGUAACUUGUCACUUAAAGUUCAGGUUCAAAUUAUAGGGACAUUCCCAGAUAAAUUCUGACUUUUGCACCAAAUUCCUGUUUUUAAAAACCUUUGAGGGUCAAUGAAAAAGAAUGACUAUAAUAAAAAUACAACUAAUACAAUUAAUGUUACGAUGAGGCAAGAACUGCACAUUUUUGAAAAGUUCCCAUCACAAAGUACUAUGAAAAUAUUUUAAAGUUCCAAUAACCUGUUUAUGUUUUACUAGGAAAAAGUUUGUCAUUUUUCAGAGGUCUAAGCUGUCUGAAACGUUUGUUUACAGUGUGUGUGUGUGUAAUAUUUCUAACAUCCAAUAUGGGUCCUUUACAUAAUAGGAUGUGAAGUGUCAUGUUUAAAUUAACAGAGCCAUUAACAAACAGGCUGAGCAUAUGAUAUCCAAAAUACUGAACGAGAACUCCAAGGAAGGUACCGAAGUAUGCACAUAAAGUCAUUACUCUCACCUUUUAAUAAUGGGAGAAUGCCAACAAAAUGUCAACGCUGACAUUGCUAAUAUCUAACAUGCUAACAUCUAGCACAGAGGUGCCCAUUACGUCGAUCGCGAGCUACCAGUCGACCGCGGGGGGUGUGUCAGUCGAUCUCCAGCCAGGCUUUUAAAAAAAAUAGACCUAAAAAUGAGUAAUCAUCAAUCUUCACCAAGACGUCACUUAAAUGACAUUCACGGUA